GAAUCAGGCGGGGCCUGUGUGACGCGGCGGGGGGGAAGCUGGCGAGCCGAGCUAGGCCGCCCAGCGUGGCUCUGGCUCCCACUCCGGCUCUGGCUCCCGCUGUCCUCCCCGCGCCGCUCCUGGCUCGGCCUUCUGGCCCGGCCACCAAGGAGGAGGCAGGGACCGGAAGGACAGAGAACUCGCGGAGCGGCCGGGGGAGGGCACGUUCCCAGAGCGGAGGGCAGCGCUCAGUACCGGAGCCGGGGGACCCCAGCUUUGCAUCUGGUUUGCAUAACUUGCUAGUGUGGUCCGGAGGCUGAAAUCCCUCUCGAGCCCCACGGAAAGGAAGACUUCUCGCCCUUCCCCUUCCGAGAUUUCUCUCCCCAGUCUGAGUCUUUCUCCCAAGAACUUCCAGAUACCCCAGUCUCCGCCUCUCUCCCCGUCGGCGCCCCGAACCCCCUGACUACUGCCCGGGGUCCAGGAUGCCGACCCCUUUUCUCCAGGAGACAAUACUCCAAUUCUCUGGAAAGUGGAAGAAACCAAACCGGAGUUGGGGGGCGCUGGGACCCCAGUGGAAAUUUCAGGGGCUGAUCUGGAAGCAGAGGAGUAGCCCUCUAAGUAUUUGGAGUCCCUUGCCCAAGAGCGUCAUGAUACCCUCCCCUCUAAACACCUCUUAGACAAGAUUGCGGGUCUUGGGACUCCAGCUAGGGGAAUGAGAUCCUUGUUUCCCGCCCCCACCCCCGAGGUGGGGUUGGCUAGGCCCGCCCCAUGAUGUCAGCCCCCCUUACACUCACUCCAUCCCCCUCCCCCACCCCCAGUUCCCAGUUUCCUUCCUCCCUCCCCCCCCCCUCCCCGCCCCCCAGCUGGUUGCAUUGAGUUGCCUGGGCUUGGGUUGCGCUGUUCGCAAGAGUUUUGAGAGCUACCAAAGGAACGAUUUCCCCCACCUCCCACAACCCGUGGGCGUCCGACUCCGGGCCGAGAUGCCACUGGGAGUCUAGGAAAGUGCCCCCGGGCUCCAAGCAGGGUGAUAAACAGAACUGGUCCAGUUCUCACUGUGGUCACCUUGGCCAUGGAUCAUGCACCGCCCCUCUUGACUGUGACCUCUGACCCCAGGCUCUUUAAUCAGCAACUGCCAGAGCCUCCUGAACCACAAUGUGUCUUGGAGCCACAGGACAACCCUGAGCUGGUGCCUGCCCUGGCCUGUGCCCUCUGCUGUUUCUUUGGAGUCAUCUACUGCUGCUUUGGCUACCGAUGCUUCAAGGCAGUGAUGUUCCUGUCUGGGCUGCUUUCGGGAGCCCUGGUAAUCUUCUUGCUGUGCCACAAGGAACGGGUGUUGGAGACUCAACUGAGCCUGGAGGUGAGCGCAGGCAUUGCGCUUGGCAUUGGCCUCCUCUGUGGACUGGUCACAAUGCUGGUCCGAAGCGUGGGGCUCUUCCUGACUGGCCUCUUGCUUGGCCUGACCCUGGGGGCAGGUGCCCUACUAGGCACUGAACCCAUCUACCAACCACCCUCAGCCUGGGUGCCAACAGGGGGCCUGGUGGGACUGGCACUUCUAGGUGCCUUACUUACCCUACGCUGGCCCCGACCUUUCACCAUGUUAGGCACAGCCCUGCUGGGGGCAGCCGUACUGGUGGGCUGUGCAGACUACUUCUUGGAGGGGUUGGCAUUAGGAGGGCGUCUGGGCCAGCGGCUUCAGGCGUUGCCUGCCCUACCUCCACUCUGCUGGUACAGCUGGGCCCUGCUGGGUGCCUGGCCUGCCCUGGGGGCACUUGGGGCCCUUGCUCAGUGGAGACUCACAGCUGAGGGACACAGAGGCCAUGAUGAUGGGGUUUUGAGCCAUCGACUGAAGGGCCUCCAGCUGCUUAGGAUCCGCCAGCAGGAGGCCAAGUGGCAGCAGAAUUCUGGGGUAGCAGCCAGUGAGGGAAGCUACCGUCGCCAGCUCCCACCCCGAGCCCGGAGCCCAGCUGACAGCCUGGCACCAAGUUAUCUCCAGAGUCUCCGUGACCGACAGCUGGGGCCAAGCACUAUGGGUACUCCCCAUCAUGCCAUCCUGGACCUAGACUCUGAUUGUGGUUCCACCUCGCCCCUCACCACACCCCCUCGCUCCAACCAAACCUGAGCCUCUGUACAUGUGCAAAACACACACACACACACACACACACACACACACACACACACACACUUGUGCCUUAGACAGAAGGGUCAGAGCUCCAGGUGGGCAAUGCUUGGGCAGAAGAGGUAGAAUUUUCCACUGAUAACCAUAGACAGAAACACACAUUCACUUUUCUCCUCCCCAGCUGUUAGACUGGCUGUGGAAGGGAGAGGGCCUGAAAUGUGGUCUAGCCCAACCCUGAGGGAGAAUGUGCCAGGGUGGAGCUGGGGACAGCUGGAGGGAGAUUGAAGGAGGAAGGGGGUGGAAGAACUGAAUUUUCACCUCUGCUCAAACUACGGAGAUAGCCUUUAUAUUCCUGGAAUUCUCUGUCACCCCUGAAACUCAGCACUACUGCCCAACCAACAUGACCCCAAGCCUGGAAGGACUCUUCUCCCUUCUACAACAUGACCUCCUUUUGUACCACCCACAUCCUGUACCACAAAAUGGGAAAAUGGGGUUAGGAUUUUUGAAGAUCCUACAAAAAAGCAGGGAAUUUCUAAAGACAGAUAUGACUCCUUUCUGGGAAGAAAGGGAAGGAUCUCUUUUGGGUCCCCCUGACUCCUCAUGUCUCAGGUUAAUGAAGGGAAUGGGUUAUGACAGUCAAUAUUCCUUUUUCCCACACACCUCCAGUGCCUGAGCCCCAUUCCUACCUCAUUUGGGAGCUCUGUCCUCCCUGGUGCUUUCCCCUUUCCCUCCUCUCAGGGUUGUGGUGUAUGCUGGGGCAGAGUCCACUCAGACCCCUGCCCCUUGCUGGCUCCUUGUGGUGAAGAGAAGAGGGCAGCUCUGGGGAGAGCUACAGGGGGUAUAAGGGUGGCAGGAUGUUAGACAGACAGAUGCCAGCACCUUCCCUGCCUCUCAGCCCUGUAAGACACUAACAUUCUAACUGCGCCUCCACUCCAGCUGCUAACCCUGGCCUAAUAUCCCCCAGCCCUACUCCAGAGUCCAUAAACUCCCCCCACUGGAGUAAAGGAAUACAAAUGGAUACCAAGGCAGAGGGAGGGGAGAUAUUGAUGGUAUGUAAAUAAAAUGGCUUUGAAAAUUAAA
Trichosurus vulpecula (common brushtail) is the source of this 3175-nucleotide messenger RNA. Its product is annotated as transmembrane protein 198-like. The record is from RefSeq and is a predicted model, not a curated record. The transcript has 5 exons. Gene Ontology annotation, cellular component: vesicle membrane; plasma membrane. Bases 1049 to 2098 code for a protein of 349 amino acids. Lineage: Eukaryota; Metazoa; Chordata; Mammalia; Diprotodontia; Phalangeridae.